AUGUUAAAUUUUAAUAAAUUGUGUUUGUAUUCGUGUUUAUGCGUUAUUGUUAUUAUUGUUUUGUAUUUUCAAUCAGAAAUCGGUCGUAUGGAAGAGAAUUAUCGUAAAUUAGAAAUAAGAUUAGCCCACCCAGGAAUCGGAUUAACGGAGUCUCGCCAGUUUCCUCUAAAUAAUGCGGACCAGACUGUCAUUAUAUACAAUAGGGUCCCGAAGACGGGGUCCACGAGUUUCGUGGGAAUCGCGUACGAUUUGUGCAAGAGGAACAAUUUUAAAGUGCUACAUAUCAACAUUACCGCCAACAGACAUAUCAUGUCGUUGAAUAACCAAUAUAAAUUUGCUCAGAAUGUAACAACAUGGCAUGAUGUCAAACCUGCCUUAUAUCAUGGGCAUAUGGCCUUCCUAAAUUUUGAGAGAUUAGGUACAUCAUCAAAACCCCUAUUCAUAAAUUUAAUAAGGAAACCAUUGGACAGACUAGUUUCAUAUUAUUACUUCCUACGCUACGGUGACAACUUCCGACCCCAUUUGGUACGAAAGAAACAUGGUGACAAAAUGACAUUUGAUGAAUGUGUUGAGAAGAGCCAGCCGGAUUGUGACCCAAACAAUAUGUGGUUACAAGUGCCUUUUUUCUGUGGUCACGCUGCAGAGUGCUGGAAACCAGGCAACCAUUGGGCUUUAGAACAAGCAAAGCACAACUUAGUCAACCACUACCUUUUGGUAGGAGUCACCGAGGAAAUGCAGGACUUCAUCACAGUACUCGAGGCCACUUUACCGCGCUUCUUCAAAGGGGCCACCGAGUAUUACCUAAGCAGUAAUAAGUCCCACCUUCGGCAGACGAGCUCGAAAGUGGACCCGAGCCUGAAGACGGUCGAGAGGAUUCAACAGUCGACCGUUUGGAAAAUGGAAAAUGAGCUUUAUGAGUUUGCAUUAGAACAUUUUAAAUUUGUGAAAAGGAAACUUUUAGUGAAGGAAGCAAACAAUGUGGCUCAGAUAUACUUUUAUGAGAAAAUAAGACCUAAAUGAGUGUCCUGUGAGUUUAUUUUUAGUUGAAUUAUUUAUUUUUGUGAUUGUUCUUUUUAAAACUUUCUCCGUUUUUGUGUGACGUAACCAUUCGAUUGAUCGUGCUGUUUAUUGGGUAAAAAUAUUUUACCGAGUAUUUAAACCUUUGACUGCCGUAUAGGUCACCGGUGCCCUACGCGGCGCAUUUCUGUUACUAAGGCACCUGGAUUGCCUUCUUUUGUAGGUUAAUGUAUGUUUUAGUUUUUUAGGUCUCUUAGAAUUAUCUCAUAUAAUCAGAUCUCUUAGAUCAUUCUCAGUAUGUUCUGAUUCAUCUUUGCCAAAGUCUACUAGAUACGCCGGCGUCUUAACAAGAUCAAAGAGAAAUCAACAUAAUUAGUUCAGUGCGUCGCGUAGGGCACCGGUGAACUGCACGGCAGUCGAGGGGUUUAAAAGAAAUAGGGUAUCCGGUACAUGUUUUCUUUUGAAAAGUACUGCCCGUCUGGACGUAGCUGUAAUAGCCUCUUAGGCUACCAGCUAAUAGGUAGGGUUAAAGAAAGCUACUGCAGGUUUCUCAUCGAAGACACAUAGGUGUAUUUUUAUUUCUUAGAAUGAAAUGGAAUAUUAAUUUAAUUUAUAAUUUAUUUCGACAACUAACUUUGACAAUUCUUUUACGGGACAAUUAAAGGUUUAUGCUUUUUGUGUCUAUAUUAGCAUUCCGUAUGUGUGUACCUAUAGUUAAUCUGAGCAACUUUCGAUAUUUUGGAGUGACAUUGAUAGUUCGUUUGUUUUCUUGAAAGGUUUAAGGCUAAGGGUAUCAUCGGUAAUGCCAAUACAAUCGGUAGUGCACCCUAUAUUAUAAUUCUAAACCUUGUUUCGAUAUGUGCCUGGUCGCUUGGGUAACCCUGACUAGCCAUUUGCGAGAAUUCAACUCAAGUAUAGAUGGCUUGCUGAUGAGAUGCUGGGAUCGUCUCAACUUGAUUACUUUCCCGCUGUGCUACGCGGAUUACUACGUAGAUUACUCUACAACGUGACCAACAGAUUUCGAUAGCCGUGUGCUUAUUGCGAGUUUUUUUAAUGUUCUCAAUAGCGUAAAAGUUAACGAAAUUUGUAUGAAGUUGAAACAGCGCCCCUAGCGGUAAACGUAGGCAAACUUUCAAACUAUCAACUAUCGCUAUCGACACCGUUAAAAAACUCGCAAUAAGCACACAGCAUCUUUGUAAGUUCCAGGAGGUUGUCUAAACGCAAAUAAAAAA
Molecule: messenger RNA, 2249 nt
Organism: Bombyx mandarina (wild silkworm)
Lineage: Eukaryota; Metazoa; Arthropoda; Insecta; Lepidoptera; Bombycidae
Gene: Hs2st
Product: Heparan sulfate 2-O-sulfotransferase
Cellular component (GO): membrane
Molecular function (GO): heparan sulfate 2-sulfotransferase activity
Source: RefSeq, a predicted model, not a curated record